AAACGCUUCCGGAAGAAAAGAAGUGAAAAGUGCUGUUAUUGUAGUGUGGGUGUAACAAAGUUGUUUUAUUUGUGUAAUGCUUUGUUGCACUUGUAUAUUGGAUAAGAAUUACUGUAUUUACUACAAACAUUCAGUAAAAUAGUAAUCAAUUGUCUGUUUUUGCAUUAUUAAUUUGCAUGAGAGUGCGAAAAUGGCAGCGGCAGAAGUGGAGCGAAGCUGUAGUAUGAAUGAAACCUUCCGGGCCUUAAAACUGCAAGGACAUGUUGGAUUUGACAGUUUACCUGAUCAGCUGGUUAAGAGAUCUGUUCAAGAAGGAUUUGCGUUCAAUAUCUUAUGUAUAGGAGAGACUGGUAUCGGAAAGUCUACUUUAAUGGACUCCCUAUUUAACACAAAUUUUGACUCAAGCCCAAGUGCACAUAACUUACCAUCUGUGAAAUUAAAAGCAAAUACAUAUGAUCUUCAAGAAAAAAAUGUUAACUUGAAAUUGACUAUCGUCGAUACGAUUGGCUAUGGAGAUCAGAUUGAUAAACAGGAUAGCUUUAAAGCUAUAGUGGACUACAUAGACACUCAAUUUGAAAUGUUUCUUCAAGAAGAACUGAAAAUCAAACGUUCUCUUGUAACAUACCAUGAUACAAGAAUUCAUGUGUGUCUAUAUUUUAUUUGUCCAACUGGUCAUGGUUUGAAGUCUAUUGACCUUGUGUGUAUGAAGAAAUUGGACAGUAAAGUCAAUAUAAUACCCAUAAUAGCAAAGGCAGAUACUAUAUCUAAAGUUGAACUGCAAAGAUUCAAAAUUAAGAUAAUGAGUGAAUUGGUCAGCAAUGGAGUUCAAAUAUAUCAGUUUCCCACUGAUGAUGAAGCUGUACAAGAAAUUAACUCCACCAUGAAUACUCUUCUUCCAUUUGCUGUUGUUGGCAGUACAGAUUUUGUUCGUGUUGGGAAUAAAAUGGUUCGUGCAAGACAGUAUCCAUGGGGGACUGUUAUGGUUGAAAAUGAAAAUCACUGUGACUUUGUAAAACUGAGAGAAAUGUUGGUUCGAACAAACAUGGAAGACACCCGAGAGCAAACACACGCCAGACAUUAUGAAUUGUACAGAAGAAUGCGUUUGGAGCAAAUGGGCUUUUCAGACGUUGGAGCCGACAAUAAACCUAUCAGCUUUCAAGAAACAUAUGAACAGAAAAGACAGGAGCACCUUCAGGAACUACAGAGGAAAGAAGAAGAGAUGCGGCAAAUGUUUGUUGUACGUGUUAAAGAAAAGGAAUCUGAGUUGAAAGAUGCAGAGAAAGAGCUACAUUCUAAAUUUGAUGCUCUUAAAAAACAACAUGCUGAAGAAAAGAAGAAACUUGAGGAAGAUCGAAAAAAGCUAGAUGAGGACAUAAACAAUUUAAAUAAACGUAAAGUUAAUGUGCAACAGGCCCAAACACAGGCUCCAUUUCAGUCAUUAACUCUUGGGAAAAGUAAAAAGAAAUAGCCUUCCCCCCCUCCAUGGGCCAUUUUUAUGUAGCAGUCAUUGCAUUUCUUUCAAAAAAUUUUGUAUUUACAGCUUGUUUUAUUGAUGUAAGCAUUAUUUAUAGAAAUACUCUUGCUUUUUUAUUUUGUUAAUUUUACUCAUAUUUUUUAUAUUUGUAUAUGUUACCGCUAAAGUGCAAAAAUCACUUAUUCUGCAGAUUACCUAGGUAAUGUCCAGAUUCAUUAGAAUGAUCCAUUAUAGUACCAAAAAUUUUCAUUUCUCAAAUUACCUUAAUAGUUUGCACUUUGCUUAUUAAACACUCAUUGAGAUUAAAUAAUAUAUUUUCUGGAGCUAAAGCAGCAUUUUUGGAUUGCUUUAAAUAAUAAGAUGUUAUUUUUGUGUGUGAUGCCUUUUGAUAUCAAAAAACUAAACAUUAUUAAUCAACAAAUUAGUUGAUAUAAUCAAUCAUCAAUCAGUAAAAGACUCGAAAACGAUAUACAAAUUGUUUAAAAUUUUACAAUUAAGGAAAUGAAUUUGCAAAACCUGUAAAAAUGUUUAACUUCUUAGUGAAAUCUAAAGAUCAAUGAUACCUUGAAUUACAUUGUAAUUUUUUGAACUGGAACUUAGACUUUUAUGAUAUGGAGGGAUAAAUUGCAAAAAACUCCUGAGGCCUCUUGUUAACACAGCAAAUCAGUUGAGCUGCAGAUUAGCCAGGUAAUGUGCACUGUAAUGGCUAUUGAGCUUUAGCAGCAGGCUUGGAGUUAUCGCGAUUAUGUAAUUGUCAUCAACCAUAAUCAGUUGCCUUUCUUAUAUCAUCAUUAUCAAGGUAUUUAAAGUACCUGUUAUCGUAAUUUUAUUCUGUUAUCAAGAUUACAAGUCCAAGAAUAAUUUCUUAAGCACCUGAAAUCAAAGUUGAAAAGUCGAAAGAUUCUUUCAAAAGCAUACAAAGCUUUUUUUAUUAAAAUAUGUUAUUAAUAGUGUUUUGCUAAUUUUAAGUUAACUAAUCAAAAAUUUUUACUUUUUGUUUUAUUCUAUUUUCUACCUACAUUCAGAAAUUUCAAUGAAAAAAAAUGUAGUUAGCUCAUCAAUGGACUCAUAACCAACAUAUGAUUAUAUGUUUCUCCACACAAGCAUCAAAUUUUUGCUUAAAAUGCAAAGGAAAAGGAACUUGGUUUCUAAAAUUAAAUGUUUCAAGUUUGUAAUUGUAUUUAUAAUAUUAAUCACUCCUCUGUAAUCAUAGUCUCAAUUGUAAUCUAUUUUUUAAAAGUCAUUACAAUCAAAAUGUAAUCUUUGUAAUCAGUCGCAUUUGUCUGUAAUUGACUUCAAGCCUGUUUAGCAGUUUCAUAUAUAUACUUUCUAAAACUCAUUUUCACUUUGUAUGUUAUUAGAAUGGACCAUUUUAAAUGUGGUAAAAUUAAAUAUGUUCUUUAUUUGUUGAUAAAUGUUUCUUUUUGCUCUCUGUAAUUUAUUGUUUUUUUAUAUAUAUAUAAUACAAUGUGGAGUAUAAAUUAAAAAAAU
This is a messenger RNA of Uloborus diversus, 2965 nucleotides long. Its product is annotated as septin-2-like. The record is from RefSeq and is a predicted model, not a curated record. Gene Ontology annotation, molecular function: GTP binding; molecular adaptor activity; GTPase activity. The coding region runs from base 191 to 1468 and encodes 425 amino acids. Gene Ontology annotation, cellular component: microtubule cytoskeleton; septin complex; cell division site. Gene Ontology annotation, biological process: cytoskeleton-dependent cytokinesis. Lineage: Eukaryota; Metazoa; Arthropoda; Arachnida; Araneae; Uloboridae. The transcript is spliced from 11 exons.